UUGUCCACCCCUGAAAUUUGAAAUGUUUGUCUCUAACUGCCUUUGAUAUUUUGCAUAUGGACCAUUUUUUAACAUUUCAAAUAUAGUUAACGAUGUGCUGAUAUUCCGUGAAACAGAAAACGAUUGUCAGCGCCGACAUCGGGACUGAAUACGAGGUCGAUAUCGAGAAGACUGGAUGUAAUUGGGCCUUUUGUCAACAACAACAAGUCUGCUGCGAUGUGUAUAUGGCAACAUAUUUCAAUGUAAAUAAAUAUGGCGAACGAUUGAAUUUAAUGUCGUAAAAAUUUGCAUUACAUGGCUUUAAUGAAUUUUCUCAAAGUUCGUGCACUCGUUCAUAAAUUCGGUAGUUUUCUCAUAUAAUGCAUCUAUGAAAGUAACAAAGUAAGCUUGAUAAAAAUGCUGGUGCAUCACGUGACCAAUUAGAUCAAUGACUUAGCUCGUACCGUAGUGGUGGAACGUUGGGAGCCGAGAGUUGCUCCGACCUCUCUUUCAUCUACUGAUGACAGAAAACACCCUCCAGCAACAAUGCAUCAAGGGAGAGCUAACAUGGCUCUCGUAAAAUCUGUUGCGGAGUUGGACUUGACGGUGGUUCAUGGAUAACAGAAAGAUGGAAUCAGACCUUCCCCCAGGAUCCUGCAACUCUACUGGACAUUUGUCCACCAUUGGAUACCAUACCCUACCUGGCCGUAUGCACCACUCGGCUAGCACGCCAGCGGGGGUGGACGGAGCGGGAGGAGGAUCGCGGACUCCACCCGCUACUCCGAAGAAAGGCGGCAAGAUGCUGGCGGUCAGGGUGCAAAUGUUGGAUGACACAAUAUCUAUGUUUCAAAUACAGUCCAAAGCUAUGGGCCGUGUGCUGUUUGACCAAGUCUGCCGACAGUUGCACUUGCUGGAAGCGGAUUAUUUUGGAUUAGAGUAUCAAGAUGCAAAUGGAACACGGUACUGGUUGGACGUGGAGAAGCCGAUGUGCCGGCAGUUGGGGCUGUCGAUGCUGGAGCCCACGCUACGGUUCUGCGUCAAGUUCUAUACGCCAGACCCCGCGCGCCUGGAGGAGGAGUUCACCCGGUACCUGUUCUGCUUACAAGUGAAGCGCGACUUGGCGCAGGGCUGCAUCCAGUGUAAUGAGAAUACGGCCGCUUUGCUGGCUAGCUACAUUGUUCAAGCUGAAUGCGGAGACUUCGUUCCCGAAGAUUACCCGGACCACACUUAUCUUAGUGGAUACAAAUUCUUUCCUGGACAAGACUCUGAAUCAGAGAGACGAAUUAUGGAAAACCACAAAAAGCAUUCCGGACAAAGUCCUGCGGAAGCUGACAUGAACUUAUUAGAGACUGCGCGAAGGUGUGAACUAUAUGGCGUCAAGAUGCACCCAGCCAAAGACCACGAGGCCGUGCCACUAAAUUUGGCCGUGGCGCACUUAGGCAUUCUAGUAUUCCAGAACUUUACAAAGAUAAACACCUUCAGUUGGGCUAAAAUAAGAAAAAUAUCUUUCAAAAGAAAAAAGUUCCUUAUCAAACUGCAUCCUGAGGGUUAUGGAUAUCACCGCGAUAUCGUCGAGUUCUUCUUCGAGGGUCGCAACGAGUGCAAGAACUUUUGGAAGAAGUGCGUGGAAAACCACGGGUUCUUUCGCUGCUCCAGCGUGCCGCGCAUUCAGAGACACAAGACUCGCGUGAUGUCCAGAGGCUCCUCGUUUAGGUAUAGCGGCAAAACCCAGAAGCAAAUUGUUGAAUUUGUCAGAGAUAACUAUGUGAAAAGACAGACUUUCCAAAGGUCGGGCUCGUUCCGAGCGUCGCGCUCGCUGCGCUCCUCGCGCGGCAACGUGUCUCAGGCGCCCGCGCAGGGCACGCUGAACGCGAGCGUGUCGGCCCAUCCGCUGCUGCCGCUGCCUCCUGGCUCUGACGCGAUUUCCCUGGAGUGGGACAAGCAACCUCACUACCUGGAGGCUUCUCUGAUGAUGAAGGGCUACACAGCGGAGGAGGCGGCGCAGGCGGCGCGGCGCACUCGCAGACCUUCGGAGGGCGCGCCUCGCCCGCCGCUCACAGCUACCGCCUAUGCCGCCACGAAGGACAAGCUAUCAAAACUGUACUGCAAGCAAAUCGGGGCUCCCGAACUAGUGACCCGUGCAGAGGUCAAUCAUCAUCCUACGGAGGAUUCGCCUCUGCCUCUUCGGACGACGACACCGUUGGUUUCUCCGGAGAGUAUAUGGAGCCAGGCGAGUUCGUGUCGCGCGAAUGGUCGCGCACGCGCACCCACUCCGCCACCUCGUGCCCCGCGCCCUGCAGCAGGUCAGAGUCCUCCGCCGGCCACGGCCAUGCUCACACACACUCACACUGCCACCCGCCCUGCCACCGUGUGUCCCGCCUCCCUCUCCCCGGACCAUAGCCCUUAUCCAGAGUUUCUCCUCGCUAAACAGUCUUCCAGCUUUAAGAAAUCUUCAGAGAGGCUCGAGUAUGAGUUGUCGCAGUCUAAUAUAUACUCGACCUGCCCCUCUACACGGUCUAGCAGAUCGGGCGGGUCGCUCCUCAUCGAGGAAGCGGACGAUGGCUUGCGCGCCAGACUAGUAUGGCGUCGUAGUGCUAGCUGCCGCAACCUACGCGACUUUAGCUUCGAUGACGCUGGCCGUGCGAAACGCAGAGCAAAUAAACAGACAAGAGACACUCGUAGCAUGUUUGCCGAUUUAGAUUCGUAUUAUCCGGGAGACCGUUGUGUAGAUUCGCCUAUCACGCGGUACGACGAUGCUCGUACAUUAGCUUUUGUUCUCGGAAAUCAAAGUUCUAUAGAAUUACAGAGGGAAAUGAUAGGCAGAACUUAUUCUUCUAGUUUUCCAGGGGCAACUAGUGAGCCUAGGUUGGAUUUACCAACGUUUGUUCGUAGUGGGUCUCAGGAUGAUAUUUCACAUGAUAGUUACGAAUUGAUUGAAAGAUCCGACGAUGAGUGCUCAGAAAACCGUCGUUACGCGAGAGUGCUGCCUCGCUCCGCGGCGCACACCCGUUCGUGUUCUUUGGAUUCAGGUAACGAUCUUCCUUCAGACGAUGAAUCACUGUCUCAUCUAUCUGAAGUCGAUGACCAGGACAUGAAUAUUAACCUGAACACUGUUAAGUACAAAAGUGACAAUGAUCUACCGCUUGAUCCAUUCCUGCUAGAUGAUCCACGAAUUUUGCCCCGGGAAAAGCUUUCCGUUAGAUCUGAUGGAAGCUUUUAUAAAGAAAUAAAGAGAGCUCUUGGUUCCAGAGCUUCGAGCCAAGAAUCUAAAAGUGACUUUGGUGAAAAAAUAUCUAAAAGUAGCGCAGAGUCGAGUAAAAAAUCUCGAGAUAGUGUGUAUCACACGGAUAGCAAGAAGUCGCGUGAAACGUUAAAGAGUAAAAGUUCUGAUAGAUCGGGCUCCAGGACGUCCAGUCAAGAUUCAAAGUCCGAUUACUACGACUGUAAAAAGAACUUAUACGAUACUGAAAAUGAUGUCAGUAUCAGAAGGCGUAGUGUCACUGGUAUACAGAAUGCAUACAUAGAUCCUUUUGAACCUAUAUCGCCAUCGUCUAGUCCUGACUCUAAUAAAGAUUUUUAUGAUACUCAAUCUACUUUUAUCGAAAUGGAAAAACUAGAGUAUAGGGAUAAGAUGCUUUUCGAUAAGUCGCAUGAAGAUUUGAUCGCAAACUUAUCAGAUGCUCCCAAUUUUUAUCACAUCCCUACCCCGUACUCUACGUUUCCUAGUAAUAAUAAACACCGAGAACACAGUCCUAUGCAUUCUGCAAGUCUUCAGAAUGUGGAAUUAGAUCAGUACAUUCAUUAUUCGGACGUGAGUCCUCCUAAAAAGAUGGACGAUUUCUCGACGGAAGAAGAAGAUGUGCCUCCUCAAACUACUCAUAUAUGGCCCGAAAAAAUUGUUGGCCUGGACACUGAAGUCGAUAGUAGUCGAGCGUCAAAAAUACAAAGCUACCAGCGUCGCCGGUCUUCUGAAACAGUAUUUAGCUUCGAUAAAGAGAAAAUAGAAUCAUUGACUAGUUCACUUAGUAAAGAUUCAACCACAUCGCACCUUGUAAAGGAAUCAUCCAACGAAUCUGAAGUAAAUGUACGUAUACUCCCCGCUAUGGAUAGUAUUGAAUAUGCGAAAAAUAAAGCGAAAACUGCCUCCAUUCAACCGGGAACUUCAUCUAUCUUGCAAUCUGAGUUUGAUAAAUCAAUGCGGGGAAGAGUUUACACUCACAUGGUAAGGAAAGAAAAUUUAAAAGAAGAACUUAUGGCUAAAACUCAUUUUGAUGAAUACAAUCCUAAGUUGAUCCUUGAGACUAGUUCAAGCAGCCGUUUGGCAGAUACGUCUAUCCCAUAUACACAUCCAACUGUAGAACGGACUAAAAGUGAUCCAAAUAGCCUCGCUAAUAGGCCUAGGUUUAGUAGUGUAAACUCUCGAAGACAUGUUUUGAUGCACCAGAAAUCUAUUGAUUUAACUCCUGCUGAAUCUAGCGACGAAGAUUAUAUAUUCCGUCAAAUACCAAGCGCUCCACCCAUUGCAACAAAGCGCUCACAUUUCGAACUGCCCUCAAGAAUCCCAGAUCACGGACGUCCACCAUUUGAUUUGCCAAAAAAUUAUUUUAAAGAAUUUGACGCUUUUAAAGCAGGUUUUAAAGAUAAUAAAAAGAUUCCUGAUGACGGUUAUGACAUACCAUACGUACUACAUAAAAGACAUGUCAUGAAUGGAACUGCUCCGUCUCCAUUAGAAGACAAGAGACAACCUCCUGAUAUUAUAAUGCUGCCGCCACAAAAUGGCCGUCACAUUCUUAAUGCGCAUUCAAGGUGUAAGUACCACGACCAUCCUAAAUCACCACGUUCACCGAAAUCUCCAAAAUCACCAAAGUCUCCGAAAUCGCCAAAGUCUCCAAAGUCUCCAAAAUCUCCAAAAUCCCCUAAAUCUCCAAAAUCGCCGAGAAACAGCAUCCAAGUCGAUCACGCAUCAAAAUUUUUAGAAGUAGAGAAUCGAGACUUUUUGUUCACUCAAAAUAUCGACUUAUCCAAAGUAGACCCAGUUACAUUAGAAGUAGAUAAAAGUGGGCAACUGCAGCAUCUGCCAAGUCCUAAAAGGGAUAUAUCUAAACAUUUGGAUCCGGCACUUCUAGAAACUUUAAACUCAAAGUUGAGUCAGAUCGAAAGUGAUUCUGCUACUAGUUCGAAAACCGACAGUAUACGGCAGGAAACACAAUAUUCUCAUGAUAUUAAGUUUGCACUUAAUGGCCGUAAUGUUCAGCAGCCUCCUAUUUGUAAGGAACCUAAACCGAUGUCAGCAGCUGAAAAACUACGCGCGGAUAUUAAAUCGAAAUCAGAUAAAUUACCAUCUAAAAGAGGUCAAAAAGCUCGAGGAACUGGAAAAAAAGGAAGCUGUUGUAAAAUAAAAGGUAAAAGUAGUAACAAAAUAAGAAUUACUUCUUUCUCCUCGGACGAUGAAAGUGUUGAUUCGGAUGAUGUGUUUGGUACAACUGAAGCGGCACCUAAACUUGAAUUUUCACCACCGCAAUCGCGUAAAGAUCUCGAACCGAUCUUACAGCUCGAGUAUGAUAAAAUUACGUCUGGUGCUUGGCAUAGAGGCCAAACAAUGAGCUCUACUGAAAUUGAAGGUUCUCCACCUCAGUGUAGGAGAUUAGUUGAACUUGAGGCUAAGUACAAUCCUCAAAUACUUGAAAGUAUUUCCGGAAAUGCUACAGAGUUACGAAGGAUUUCUGAACGGUCAAUUUCCAUUCCUAGUUCUGAGGACGAUAUAGCUAUUAAAACUCCUGAAGUUAAGCAACUUAGCAAAGAAAGUUCCACCUGGGAAUAUAAUGAAAAUAUUCCAUCGCCAAUAUUAGAAAGUACUGAAUUUCUGAAAAGUGAUGACGAACAUUUAGCUGACAUGGAAAUCCAAAAAGUGACAGGAAUACUUCCGCCGUCCGAGGAAAAGAAUGAUCGUUCAAAAGAAUCUAAGAAAGACUUUAAUAGACUUGAUAUAAAAAAGAGUUUACGUGAUGAAUUGAUUUCACCUAUGCUUCGUAAAACCGGCGGCACUCCGAUUUUAUUUGCUCAUGCUAGGUUGAAUCUAUCUGAAGGUUCGGUUUUUACUUUACAGCGUCAAAAAGCUACACAAGAUUCUCCAACUGUUAGCCGCAGAGCUAAAAGUUUAGAUACACCGGUUAUACAGCUCCAUAGAUUACCACCUAUGAAUGCAUUUUCAUCUAAAGAUGAUACGGUUGAAGAUAUAAACGAAGAAGGAGAAAUAUUAGAAGAAAAAUCUCUAAUUGAUGAUAAAAAUCAAAAAAUGUAUUCUAAAGUCGGCGAUAACAUAAGUAAAAUUGAGGAAGUUGAAGAGGACCAGCCAUCUGAGACUCCAAAAGAAUUGAAAUCCAUAGUAAUUGAUACUGAAGAGCUUCAGUUAUUGGACGAUUUGGUCGAACAACGUCGCCCACGAUCAUUCAAGAGAAGGUAUGAUAUGACCAAAUUGAAAUCACAAAUAAAGUCUCCUAACCGAUCACCGUUAACUAGGUCACCUUUGUCUAGGUCACCUAUAUCAAAAUCUCCAUCUAGAUCUCCGACAUCUUCAUUAAAUUCACCAAGAGGCAGCAUAAGAAAGUUAUCAGAUUUGAGUGAAGAUCAAAUAGUUCCAGAUAUAGAAAGAAUCAAAAGGAAAGAAAAGAAGAAAUUGACUUUAAAAUCUCGUCCUGAUGAAAAGCAGAAAAACAGCAAUAAAUUAAAUAAAGGUGGAUCUCUUGACACAAAUGCCACUCAAGUUAAGGCAUUACACACUCAAAAGUCACUGCCAUCAUCUUUAAAGGAACGUCCAGAUUUUCUUACAGUACCUCCUCUAGAUAUGGUACGAGCUAAAAGUCAAGAACUGGAACAAAUGUCUAAGAAAACAGUAAAAGAGAAGUCUAAAUCAUUGGAAAAAAUGGAAGUGAGACGUGGAAGUAGCAAGGAAAGGACUAAGUCGCAAGAAGAAAGCGAUACAGAAAUAGCAAAACGUAAAGAAAAGCAACAAAUGUUAUUCGAAGCAGCUCUGAAGCAAACAAAAACACUCAUCAGCCCUGUAAAAGACACGAUGCCAACAUUUCCUCCUCCUGAAGAUAAAAUCUUGGUUAAAACAGAGGGAGAUAAAAUUAUAAUAGAAACUAAAAUCAGUAGCAAGGUUGAAGAUCAUGUUUUUAUUGCUAAAUCCCCGAAAAAACUAGAUAACAAAUUGAGUGGGAAAAUUAGCCGUAGUUUUGAGGAUCCAAAGUCAUCGAAGGCUAGUAGUAAAAUGAACAAAAGCAUGGAUGACAAAACCAGCCAAUCGCUAGAAGAUAAAUUUGAUGAUAUUGAGGAUUUACAAAAGUCACCGAAGACUUUAUCCAAAAAACAAGAAAUAAAACAACAAAUUGAGGGCAAAGUUGUUUAUCAAAAAAUUCAAUCUAGUAUAAAAUCAAAGAGCUUAGAACGUAAAGUUGAUGUCCAUAUAGAUUUUAAAUUAAAAUCUAAAAGUCUAGAUAGAAAUUAUGUUACGCCUCCAAUCAUGACUGAGUUGUUACCUACAGCUGCAGAUCGAUACUUUAAACAGGAAGUUGUUAAAGUCGAUGUUCAUCCUACCGUAAAAGAGGAAGAUACUGAGGAUAAAUAUGCGAAAGAAGUUUCUCCGUCACAUAGUUUCACAGAUAAAUCGGGUGAUUCCUCAAUUGAGUGGAUAACUAACUCGUUUAAUACUGUCCUAGAAAAUGAUACUCAGACGGUAAUAAUGGAACGUAGAAAAAUAGAUAUAUACAAUAAACAAAGACAAACUGAAUUGCAUGGAAGUAAAAGUAAUCAAAAUGUCCAAAGCUUACUUGCCUCUGACAGCAAGCCUGAGGUAGCGCGAUUAACAAGCGAAGAAGAAUCUCUUACCGAAGUAAGUGAAUUAAAACUGUUCGAUGAAAGUCACGUCUUGGGAAUUCCAUUGCCUUACAUAGAUGCUGACAGUUCUUCUGAUCAAGACCAAGCUUCGAAGAAAGAACUCAAUUCGAAAUUUUAUCGAGGUAGAAGUGAUGAGUCUAAUUCCUGGGGAGGUAUGGAUUAUGAUGGCUUCACAGAAUCGACAGAGCUACCGUUGUCGGAUACGACCGUUAUGAAAAGAAGUAAAAAAGGUUUAGACACGCAAGGUACUUUUGAUGAAUCCUCUGCAAGUUUAGUAGAGUUUUUACGUCAAGAAUCACAAAUUUUGUCUGAAUCCGACACAGAAAAGGGUAUGAAAAAUAAACCAAAAUCCAUUGAUUUACCAUCAAAAUGGAAAAAUAAAAACAAAAUCAUCGUAACCCCACCCCAAGAAAAUAGCCCUACAUUGGAAAAUAUACCCUUUAUUGACUCGAAUACCUCAAAAUCCACAAAAAAUACUGAAUCAGGAGAACAUACCGGUAGCUCAGGGAGUGCAACUGAGGUGUCACCAACAGACCAAAAGGUUUUACUAACAGCGAAGUCAAGACGUAGUGAACUGUUGAAAUUAAGUGCUGAACGGUCUCGCAGCUCAGAGUCCACUAGUUGGACGAGCAUAGAAAAGGAUGUGAGCCCUUCUAGUGCUAACAUGAAAGGCAGCUCCAUAGACGACGAGUCCAGCGUAAGUUGUUCUAUUGCCAGGCCAUUAGGCAUAUCUCAAGAUAUUGAGAAGUUAAACAAAAAAGAUAGAGAGUGCCUUGAAGAACUUAAGCAGUCAAUGGAGUAUGGAGAAGAACAUCUAGUUUCACAAUCUAUCUUAUCAAGCGAACAUUCAAAAUCAAAUUCUAAAUCUCCUUCUCCCAUUCCUGAAUUAAAUCGUAUUGAGAGUCCCCGGAGUCCAUCAAAAUUCAGCACUAGGAAAUCACCUACACCCACACUAGAAAAACAAGGACCAGUGGAUUCACAGAAAGCUCCAACUGAUUCAGAUUCCAGUUCAGAAUCUGUUGAUAAAACUGUUGAACAGCUUUCAAGACCUAAUGUGAGAAAGAGUGGCUUAGAUAAAAUAGGCAAAUGCGUUAUUGAAGAAUCUGAAUCUAGUCAGUCAGCUGCAUCUAAAGAUGUUAAAAAAGAUUUACCACGAACAAUAAAGAAAACGAAAAUUGCAAUCACUAUAUCUCAAGAAGACCAAAACACGACUAUUGAUUUUGACGAUGAUGGAAAUGUUAUUACUUCCACGUCUUUUGAAAAAGAACUUAUGAAGAAGAGGUCUCUUAAAGAUACUGACCAAAAAAGUUCUUCUAAAUCAAGUAUGGAUACAACAACUACUACAUCUAAAGGUUCCCUCAGCGUAGAUGAUUCCUCUUCGAGAAGAAAAGGACGCCUUGACGAGCAAAAAAGUUCCUCUAAAUCGAGCAUGGACUCUAGAGGUUCACUUAGUGUUGAAUCCAGAGGAUCUUUUGAAACUACUGAAUCAACUUCAGGUUCUUUAGGUGAAGCGUAUAGGCGUGGCGAAGAAUUAAAGCCAACAUGGAGGCCAUUCUUUGGAGCUUCAGGGAGUGAAAAUAGUACAAGUAUAGAAGAAGCGUGGAUACCACAAGAUCAUGAAGGUUAUGAAAGCUUAACAUUAAAUAAAGAAGUCUUUGAAUUUAAUAACCAACGGUCGGUCGAUGACUUUCAAACGUUUUCCAAGAAUGCACCUUCAGCUAAUUCUUCCGAAUGUUUAGAAGAAGCAGGGGACAGGGGUGGGUUUUUUGAGCCUGACUUUACAGAUGACCUUAAUGAUUUUCCUGUUAACUUUUUAUACCCAGCUACGUCAUCUACUGCAACUGACGUUGUUAUUGGUUAUGGACAAAACUUUGGUCGCACUUUGUCUAGAAUAUCUGAACGUAGCACAGCUUCAGAAAAGACGAGUGCAGAUGAAGAUUCGACCAAGGCUUGUUCAAGAUCUGAAAGUAUUAAUGAAGAGUCUUUGAAUUCUAGUGACCAUCAAGCUAGUCUCAGUUCGGAUCCACCUAGUAACGCUAAUGUAGCUUAUAUUUCGGAUACGGAUAGAAGAACAUCCGCUGAGAUGCCCGAUAUACCAAUAGAUCAGGCCAAAAUAAGUGAAAUGUAUUCAGAAUCUAAAAAAGAUAUAGACAAGAAAGCUAAAACCUCAAGUAAUCAGGAAACCAAAGUCUUGCACGAAGACUUUCAAAAGAUUAGCACGGCAUCUCGCACGGCUUCAUUAAAACAAUAUCUCCCCAGUGAAAGUCAAGACUCUGACGACUGGCCCUUACCUGAACUUCCACCUCAAGCGUCUAAAGCAGCAGACGUUAGUAGUACCAGAAGAUCGAGUGAUUAUGAUCAAUGGCCCUCUCCGCCUUCAAGUUUAUUAGAGACUCCAAUUGUAGAAAAAGUCCAUAUAUAUUAUAUGAGUAACGAGCCUGAACAAGCUAUGAAGGUCACUAUUCAGCCUGAAAGUUCUAAAGACAACAUGCAAGGUUCUGAUGAUGAUAGUGAUACGCUAAACAAUGAUGAAGAAUAUGAAAAAGAUGGGCAUGACAUGAAAUCGAUGAAACAAGCACAGAAAAAAGGACGUGGUAAUAUUAAAAAAAAAAUUAAAAUAAUACCUUACGAACAGUCUGGAUACAUGGUUGAACCGUUAGAAAAACAAGAUGAGACUACUUGCUUAAACAAGGGCGUGGUGCCCAAUUACGAUCAAUCAUGCUUAAGCGGAACGAUUAGUAAAGCUUCUUGUCUUAUUGGUGACAUGGGUUCAUGUUGUUCUCGUGCUGAACAUAAAACUGUUGGCGUUAGAAGCAGUUUGGAAGACAAAGUUAUUAUUAGUCAGCCAUUGAAAUCACCUACUACACAUAGUCCCAUUUUCGAGGAUGACCCCUUGUUCGCUGAUGACGUCUUCGGGGGUGAUAGUAAAUCAUUAUCGCCAGAUUUAGAAAAAGGAUUUUCUCAGGUUGGAACACCUAAGUAUUCAUGUGGUUCUAAUAAUUCAGAUACAUCCAUAGAUGAUCUUCUGUCUCAGACUAAUGCUGAUGAUACUGUACGCGCGAUGACUAAAUUGAGUACUGGUAGUUCGAGCACAUGCAAACGUUGUAGUCACAGCAGUCAUUCAGAAGAAGAAACAAGUUCAUUUGGCACCGAUCUGGAUGGCACUGUCAAAAUUGGCUUACCUCAGAAAAAAUGUACCCAUAGUUCGCAUUCGGAAGAUACCUCUAUUUGUUUAAGCAUUUCUGAGUGGUCUACUGGAACAAAUACAGUUCGUCAGUAUGCUAAUCUUUCGGCAUCUGAAAGCAUCUCGGCCAUUUCAGUUCCGAAAACCGACAAAUCUGAUAAUGCAGUUGUUAAAGUACAUUCUUCUUCCCUUACAAGUAAGAUAUCGGAAAAAAAAGUCAAAAUUGGUUCACAGGCAGAUCAAGGCUCUAAAAGCAGUAGUUUAGAUAAAAGUACCGAACAUAUUAAGUAUGAUAAACUAUGCAGUUCAGAAACUACUAUAUCUAGAAAAGGAAUCGAUAGUAGCUCUGGAACCAAAAGUGAUAGUACCUUAACACUAGCUCAGUCUAUUUCUGAUUGGUCCGCUAGCACAAGUCAUACAUUAAUAGCUACUGCCCGAGAAGAUCAACUAGAAGUCGAAGAUGCCAAGUCAGAUGACACCAUAAAAAAAGAAGCGGCUUUGUCAUUAGACGAUAAGCAGGAAACUGAAGAAAAUUAUUCAAAGAAAACAUCAAUAACCAAAGAACUUCCAAAUCUUAUGCCUGUGCUGCGUUUAACCGCAAAUUACGCUAGCAAAACUGACAAGUCUUCGUCAAUUAGCUACAGUGAUAAAUCUGAUAAAUCAAGCUCCAGUUCUCUAAGCAGUCUCCAAAAGAAUCCUGAUGCAGUGCUACGAUUCGAGCAAAGACUAAAAGGCAUAGCAAACGUUAAAGAAGAUGAUCAGGAAAGAUACCAAAAGGCUCCACCUAAAAGUUUGAGCUAUGAAGAGCAAACAUGCCGUUAUACGAAACCUACUUUACGUUGCCAAAGCGAGGACAGUGGGUUCAAAACAUUUUUUGUAGGGGCACAACCUGAGUUGGACAUCGAUAUACCAUCUCAGUUAUAUAGCCAAGAAGAAAAACACAGUGAACGGUAUCAAAGCCAAGAAUUCUCCAACAUUAUUCGUGAAGAUAUAGGUAAUCAAUUUAUACGGUCUGAUUACAAACCUUUAGCCAAACAUGCCAGCUAUGACGACAAAACAUUAUCAAAGAAUCAAAUAAAAGAAUACAAAAUAUCUCAACAAUAUCGCACCAAGCCUAAGAGUUGGUCUUUUCAUGAACAUUACUUAACUUCCUCCGAACUGCCUGUUAUUGCUGUUCCAGAAAUACCAUCCGUGCACCGGGAUUUAUACGAUAAAAAACCCGGGGAACGAUCUGGAAAAACCCCUUUGUCUCGGUGCUCGCCUUAUUAUUCUAGCAGCCUGAGUUCAGAGUCUCCCCCAAUACAGCCUAUAAAAGCCCCCGUCAAAAAAUCUUUGUUGGCGCGGAAUAUAUCGCUCAAAAGUCCUCCUAGCGGAAAUGAUACUGACAGCUCAUUGGACGUCAUUAGAGAUCCAAGAGAGAGAAUGAAAACAUUUAGAAGAAAAAAACAGGUUACGGGCACACGAAAGAGACAAGAAAAAAUUCAAGACGUGUUAGAAGAAGAUUCUACUAAGAGCCAGUGUUCUUCUGAAAGUGACAAGCUACAAUGCACGAAAUAUUUGGCCGUAGAAGAAACGCUACGUCGCAUGGAGAGUUCCGAAUGCUCCGAUAGUUAUAUUCCAGAAGUCGAAUCAGGAUCUUCUGAAAUAUCAAAAGCUGAUUCUAAAAACUAUGACAUUGCUGAGCCAGUGAGUUAUUCAGAAGAUGAUGAACAAGGAGACUAUAUGCAGUAUAAAAAAUCGCCUUACGAUGCACAACAGUUUCCCAUUAAUAUUACUCCAGUACAAUUUCAAGGAUUUGGGUCUUCCGCUGAUGAAGAUGAGAUGGGAUUUCCGCGGUUUGAUAGAUUGGGUCGUCUAAGACAUCCUUAUUUGGAUUCUCAGGAACCAUCGUAUGUGCCAGAAGAUAGUCCUCCUCGCCUAUCUUAUUCAAACAAAAGUAGUCGUCAGUCGUCUUUAAAGAAAUCUAAAUCGUCUGGUGUGUUCAGACAAUCCGACGAAAAAUCUCUUGGAGAAUCACCUGGGCAGGUUCAGUCUCGAACGUCGUUUUUUGCAGAACAAAGCGACAGAGAUGAUUCGGACGAUUACGCUUACCCAGUAGAUACCAUUAAAAGAGCUCCAAAGAUAUCUAAAUCAAGCAGUUACCUUUUUGCACGUGGAGAUUCGAUGGUUUAUUCUGAUUCAGAGUUGCCUCAGGAUAAAGAUGAAUAUGAACGAUAUCGAGGUAGUCCCUAUCCUGAGCAAUACGAUGACAUGGGUAUGUAUCAAACCCAAGAGUGUUACCCGCAAUAUGAACAUGAGCUGCGUGAGGUUGGCGAAUCGGGCCAGGAACAUUACUCGAGAGAUCUGGAUCAACGGUUCAGUCUUAAUAACGUCGAAAGAUUCUAUUCUAGUCAUUACGUUGACUCUCAGGCAUCCAGUGAUAGCCCUGAACAAAAAUUUGACGUCUCUACACUCCCUCCGCCUCUAUGUUCUGAAGAUGAAAAUGAUGAAAAUGUAUAAAAAAAUCUUUAGCUCUAAUUGGUCGGUUAUUCUAAUUCGUUGAUAUCAUUCAAUAUACGUGAAUGUUACUUAUUUACUCUGCGUUUCAAAGCGUUUUAAUCUAAUUAACACAAUUGUUAUAUAUAUAUUAGAUAUAGAAUAGGGUAAUUUAUUAUAUUAUUUGUUAAACAGAAAACUAUAAGAUUGUUAGGCCGUGUAUCGUUGCUCACGUUGCGUCUUACCGUCCGGCUGACCGUAGUUAGUGUAACUCUGAUGUGGUUGAUAUCCCUACAGCUGUCUGUUUCUAGUCGCGUAGCUUGUUUCUAUUCACAUCGACAUCGUGUUAAUAUCUGUUUGACCUGAUGGUUGCCACUGAACUUUAAUUUUGCAAUAAAAUGAAAAGCAUAAAUAGGUCUAGUCGCGUCCUGAAGCAAGACAAGUUUGACACAGGAUAUAGGUUUAUGCGGUUAACCGGGCGAUACGCCGCAUAGAGCAUACGAACCCUAGCCAAUAGUCCCAACACCUAUGGACUAAUAUGAUAACACAAAUUAUUUUUCACUACACCAUCAGCUUGGCUCUCUUUAAUAUUCAUAAACUAAUGAGAAAGUUGCAUUUUAUCCAGAAGAGUGGCAAAGUAAGUUGAAGUGAAGAAGUGAGUGGUUUUCUGAUGUUGGCUGGUUGAAUGUUAAUUUUGAAUGAUAAAUAUUUAAUAGUGUUGAUUUGUAAUGUUUUAGAGUUAGUAGUUUCUUGGCGUUGGUGUGAUGAAAAAUUUUGUUUAUCACUCGGUAGCAAAGUUUGUUUAACCCUAGCCUUGACACUCUCGCAACACUUAAGAUUUCACUUUUCGAUCCUACGCUCGUGGUUCAAUUUUGGAAUCUUUUGCUUGCUUGGGUAUCAAUAUUAGCACGAUAGGUUACACAACAACUUUGCACCCAUUGUUUUACAACUGUAUGUAAUCUCUGUUUCUGAUCCCUGAUAUUCUACACCAAACUUCGCGUACAGUGUAGGCUGGGCCGUUGCCUUCCUUCAAUAGUGUUGUGCGACACUAACUACAAAACAUGUCUUGAAACUUUGUAAAUAACUCAGUGCAAUUAGUUUUACUACUAUGCUUUGAUGGAGGUUUUUACUUGUCUUCUACGAAUUCCUUGAUCGGAAGCGGUAUGUAGGUAUUAUUAACAAAGGAUCCGAUCGAAAUCGUGUUUCUUAACACAGGUAACUUAGGUGUUUAGUGCCUUGCGUCGACACAGUUUUUAUUAUGCUCCGAACACUAAUAUGCGUAUGUAACACUAAUAGUUCGAUAAAAGAGCGAACUAGGUUGCCUGUCGGUUUUAAGCGGAACACAUCACAUUAAUUGUGAGCUUAUAGUCCUUAAUACCGGAGAUGUAGAAACAGAAAUUACGGUUUAUCAAACAACGUGACAAUGGAUAUACAGUCAGUAUCAAUAGUAGCGGAUGAAGCAACGCGACAAAAGUAUCUGCCUAAAGUGUGAAAUUCCUGAAAUGAUUUUUAAGCCUAAGAUCCUAAUGUAACAUGUUUUGGUAAUGUAGGAUGAUCGACUACCUCAAUGUAGGUGAUAUUAUUACAUAGAUUUGAACCUUAAAACCACAACGAUACAGUCGCUUUUUAAACGACAUUGUUGCUUUGGCACGCGCUCAACACGGAAGCCCACCGCUCGCACAAAGAAGCAAUGGCUUUUGUUUAACAGAUUGGGGUUGUAGGCGAAAAAUCAUUUGAGAAAAUUUAUGCUAUAAUUACCUCUAAUAUUUUUUCUAACUAGAAAUAAAUCGCUACAGGUCGCAUUCAAUAUUAUUUGAUACAGUUUAAUUAUUCUACAACAGAGGCACGUCUCUUUUUGUUAAGCUAUUUGACAAUGGCAGAUACUUUUGACGCGUAGUGUGAUCCGCUACUUUUGAUGCUGACUGUACUAUGGCCGAAUUUUAUAAUCGCAUAUGUGUAAUAGGCUGCUAAUGAAAAUAAUUGUACUAAGCGAUGAUUGUUAGUAAACAAUUAUGACUUAAUUAGAAUUCUUUAAAGUUUCUGAAGCCAAAGCUUUAUAAUACAGGACUGUAACAAAUUAACUAGUGCCAAAUUUUAUCUUGAUAUUUUUAGGAUUAAAAAUAGUGACCUUCAAUUGUAUAUGGAAAACCGAUAUAUCCAUGAACAGCGACCGUUUUUGUAAGAUCUAAGUAGCGAAUAGAAAAGUAUUAUUUUUAAACGGUUAUGUCUCAUGGGUAUCGUCUUAAUAAUCGAGCAGUGAGUAAUUUAAAUGGCUGUGAUUUAAUUUACGUGAUCCAAGAUUGAGUUAUUAGUACAUUGUGUAUUAAGGGCGGUAAACAAGAAUUUCCGAACAAGUGUACAUUUUAAUUAACACGAGUCUGUAAUUCUUGUACCGCCCGUGGCAAACACAAUAUUUUUCAUCACACUUGUGAGGAAAAAACUAAAUUUUAAGCCAAAUAUUCCUAAAUACGGUGACAUUUCAAACAUUCGUCCACAAUAUUGUCAUUUUUACAGGUUAGGUAUUGAAGUCACAGACCUAUCCGGCAUUCAGCCACGAUUGAAAAAUGGGUAAAAAUAUUUUAAACGGCUAUUAAAUUAAUCAAAUUAAAUAUUAUAGACAUACACAAAAAUAAAACAUCAGUCUUCUUCUUCCUCGCGUUGUCCCGGCAUUUUGCCACGGCUCAUGGGAGCCUGGGGUCCGCUUGACAACUAAUCCCAAGAUUUGGCGUAGGCACUAAUUUUUACGAAAGCGACUGCCAUCUGACCUUCCAACCCAGAGGGUAAACUAGGCCUUGUUGGGAUUAGUCCGGUUUCCUCACGAUGUUUUCCUUCACCGAAAAGCAACUGGUAAAUAUCAAAUGAUAUUUCGUACAUAAGUUCCGAAAAACUCAUUGGUACGAGCCGGGGUUUGAACCCGCGACCUCCGGAUUGCAAGUCGCACGUUCUUACCGCUAGGCCACCAGCGCUUCUUAACUAACUAAAAAUAAAACAUCAGUAAUUUAAUUAAACACAAAACUGAUUUUUACCUUCUUGAAAAAAAUGUAUGCCCAAUAUGCCCAUGAGCGCAAUGAAAAAUAAAUAUUAUGCUAGUGGGCAUAAUAUAGUUCAUUCCAUCUCAGUAUGCUGGCAUACAAUAACACCAACGACGGGCAAGUGUGAUGAAAAAAGGUAUAAUGUUCACUGCUCAGAACGAAAGAUAUAGCUAUUUUAUUUAUAGUUAUUAGUCACUUGAUCUCGUAUGACUUAGUUUAAAGCACAAAUAUGUUAUCAUCGAAGCUUUUUUCAUAUAUUCAUGACAAGUCGGUAACUUAACCUUACAGCCAAUUUUUAAAUAUGUGCUUGAAAUAUUAUUUCAUGGGCAUGUGCCCAGUCUGAGGUAUCUCUUUUUUAUUAAAUGGAGUUCAAUAUAUCCUCUUCCGUUACUUAAAAUCCUUAGAAAAAGAGAUACGGCUAAUGGCGUAAGAGUCUUCUAUUUUAAUACCUAUGAUUGACAUUAACCCAUCAUACCUACGUUAAUUUUACACCCGUAUUUUUCUAAUAUUGUCUCGAUUACUAGAAAAAGUUUUAUUUACGUUGAUUUAUUUCAUUUACCCGUCAACAUUUUGAUAUUGUUCUUCUUAAACGUCAUUACCAUUAUUUACAUUAAUACUACUAGUUACCAAAACUAUACAGAAGUCAUGUUUAUUAUCGCAAUAUACAGUCAUCGAAAUUCGUCAUUAAAUAAUUUCAGUAAUAUACAUGCCAUAGUUUAUACAAAAUUAAAAUUAAAUCGAUAAUAUUCUUUGCGGUUUUUAACGACGAUAUUAAUAGACUAUUUUACUAUUGAGUAAAGCAGCAACAACCAAACGUUUUUUUUACUACGAAAGUAGUAAGAUAGAGGCAGACCAUGUUAAGUUAGCAGCGAUUUUGAUGACACAGACAUUGCAAGUGUUACUUUAAAUUUCUAUGAAAUGACGUUUAAAACAACACUUGCACAAUCUGAGCUAUCAAAAUUGCUGCCAACUUAGCUUGGACUAACUCUAGACGCAUCGUUUGGUAUCACAAUAUAUAAUGUAAAGAGAAGAAUAUGUCUCCUGCUCUCUCUCUCUCUCUCUCUCUCUCUCUCUCUCUCUCUCUCUCUCUCUCUCUCUCUGUUUUAGUGAUUUAAAAUCAUUGAAUGGGAAAAAGACGUUUGACCUUAUUUUUUCACAUGACUGAUGUUAAACAAUCUAACUUAAGUAUCUAUAGUAAACUAGCCUAUUCUACGUGAUGCAAAAGGUGCACAAGAAUCUGAAAGUAUGUUAUUUAUGCUAUAUUACAAUGCAUUGUUGAGAUGUCGCCAAUUUUGAGUGAUUUUGCCAUCGACUGGGUGACAUUACAUGUUCGAUUAACUAAUGAACACAUCGGCAUUUUCGCACAAUAUAUUAAUGCUUGAAUUAGUCGUAAUGUUAAUUUAAGAUGAGCACGAGAACGGUAACUAGACUACGUAUAGGUUAUUUAAAAAUAUCUCAUCCCCUAUACAAAAUGUUUAGGAUAGAUUGGUAGUUCUUAUCUCAUGUUUGAUCUUCCGAGUCAUUGCGAAAAUUGUUGCUUGAUUCAUAUAUGUGCGUCAUUGACCUGCGGGACCUUAUCGGAGUGCCAAAUAACCUGAUUGAAGAAUGUGUUAGAAUAAUUUCUAUAACGAUCUGUGAAACCUGUAGUAAGUAAAUCUACUUCCGUACUUUUAAUAGAGCUCUCUUUUUGGCUUCAACGAUAUAUUAUAAGCUUCAAAAUGUUGAAUGUAAACGUUAAAUCUUCUGGUUGCAAUUUAAGCAAAUGAUAGGACUCUUAGUCACGUCGAUGCAAUUAAAAUAAACGAGAUGAUGUGUCUAGCAUCUAGCCCAUUCGGCGUCGAAAAAUGCGGUGACACGUGGCACCCUUAAUUCGCUUUUCAUUGUCAUUGCGAUAAAAACUGAUAUUUGGCCCUUGUUAUACGAGGGUUGCUACUUAUAUAUCCGUAAACAAAAAAACAAACAAACGUACACGGCUUAAAAUGGUUUUAUUGUUUUUCAAAGUAUUCCCCUUGAUGAUCUAUGCACUUUUGCAUUCGUGUGAACCAAUUUUUGAAGCACUUCUGCCACUCCGCCUGAGGUACCUCCAUAACGUGUUGUUUGAAUGCGUCGACAGCAUCUUCAGCGGUCGAAAAUAGUUGACCGCGUAAUUUAUUUUUUAUAUUGGGAAAUAAAUAAAAAUCAAUCACUUUAGACUCAAAGCUCAAAUUUAUUUCACAUAUAGAUCAUAUUACUGCAAAAGCUUAUGAGCAGUUGGGUUUGAUACUUCAGCUCUCUAAACCCUUUAAAGACCCUAAUACUCUAAAGAUAUUAUAUUCCUCUUACGUCCGUAGUGUUUUAGAAUUCGGUUGCAUUGUUUGGACUCCCCAAUAUACAGUUCAUAAAACGCGAAUUGAAAGAAUUCAAAAUAAAUUAUUAAAGUCACUUAACUUCCGCCAUGGUUUGAAUCUGUCUGAAAGUACCAGCAUACGGCACGGUCUCACGCCAUUAGUCGGACGCCGCGUAUAUAUAGACCAAAUGUUUUUAUAUAAGCUUUUAUAUAACUAUAUUGACUCUCCUGAUCUUCUUGCAAAAUUAUUUUUAAAUUGCCUCGUCGCAUUCCCACUCGCCACCCCCAAACAUUCCAUAUUAGCUUUUGUGGCUCUAAUUUUGCCAAGCAUACUUUUUUAGACGAGCCUGUCAUGAUUACAAUGAUAAAUUUUCAAAUUUAGAUAUUUUUUCAUUAUCAUUUUGUAAAUACAGUAGCAUUCUGCGAAGUUCAAUCUUUUCUUUAUAAAUAUUGUAUGUUUUCUUUUAAGUACCUAGUAACUAUAUAUUAUUUGCACGCAUAACAACUAUAGCGAUACAUAUAUUUUUAAUUAUUUUGUAUACCAUUUUAAAUUCUGUACUAUGUCAUGCAUUUAAUAAUUACCUACCGAUGUUUUGAAGUCCCUGUAUGCGUGACAGACAAGAAGAUGCCUAACACCUUCCCUGUUUCGAUCUGUAAUUUACUAUGUAUUCUUUUAUUUUCAAUGGAACUAAAGGUCUGUUUGUUAUCACUUAAGCUUAUAUAUAUUAAUAUGUGACUGUUUCCUAAAAAAAAAAAAAUAAUCAUUGGGUGCCAAGUCAGGGUUGUACGGCGGAUGACCCGUUAAUUCCACAUUUUGACCUUCCAAAAAUAGAGUUGUUUCGUGUGACGUAUGACAGCUGGCAUUGUCAUGAGGAAGAAUGAUUCUUCGUCGCUGGUUAGUUUUACGAAUUUGUUCAAAUACUUCCGGUAAGCAAAUGGUCGUGUACCAAUCUGAAUUAACCGUUUUACGGUUUUCUAGUGGCACUGUAGCUACAUGGCCAUUAAUACUGAAGAAGCAGGCCACCAUUUGUUUCAAUGUACUUUUUGCACGAGUAACUUUCGUAGGGUUCGGCUCAUUUUGAAACACCCAUACCGUUGAUUGUUGCUUCGUUUCGGGUUCGUAUGCAUAGAUCCAGGAUUCGUCACCUUUGAGUCACCACGGUUAUAUUUUUUUAACAUUUUAUUGCACCAUUCGACGCGAGCAUCUUUUUGCUCCUUAGUUAAGUUGUGCGGUAUCCAACGCGAACAAUUUUAUUUUACAGCUAAAUGAUCAUGUAAUAUGCUAUUAAUGCUAGUCAUAGAAAUACCCAGAGUCGCCUCUAUCUCGCGGUACGUAACAUGUCGGUCGUCCAUUAUAAGUUUUCGCACAGCCUCAAUAUUUUGUGGUACAACGACCGAUUUCGGGCGACCUGCCUUAAUUUCGUCCGUAAGCAUACUACGUCCACGAUUGAACUCACUAAACCAGUGAUACACAGUAGUUUUAGAUGGAGCUUCAUCACCAAAAGUUGAAGUUAGUUGAUCUAUGCACUGUUGUUGCGUUAAACCACGCCGAAAAUCAUAAUAAAUCAUAGCACGAAUAUUUUCACGAGUGAGUUCCAUUCUUGCAGCGAGAUGACAUUUAAAACCCGUCAAAAACAAAACACUAGCGUUAAUAAGAAAGAAAAAAUAUACCGGCCAGUACUUAAAAAGUUCAAAUUUUACCAUGGAGGUCAAAUAUACUAUUUAAUAAGAUUGUAAUCCUGGUUUCCGAAUAUAUAAAUAGCAGCCCUCGUAUAUGUAUUUUAAGAAGCGCACCUGAUGAAAAAUUAUCGCUCUCGUUUUAUGUAUGAAUCAGGUUCCCCUUUUAGAAUUUGUAUGUGAAAGGCUAGUAAUAAUAAAAAUGUGCUAUUUUAGGAGUUCUUCAAGAUAGGGUACUAUUUCGGUAGGUAGAUACACUAUCCAUUAUAUAGUAAAAUUUACUAGUAACUGUACAUUCACAAGAUACUUAUCAUGUAAUUUCGCGUAUUGAUUACAAACAGACUACUAAACUUAUUUGAGAAUUAGUAUUCCAAUCAACAUUAUUCUCUAACCUAUUUAUUUUAAAGAUAUCUGUAAUCAUAAAUCAUAACAAAGUGAGAGAGGUAGCUUAAUAAAAUGCUUUGCCUAAAAAGGUUUAUUUAUAAAAAAAUGACCUUAUUAGUUUUUAAGAAACCCAAUAAGACUUUAGCACUCGGGGCGCGAGUAGCAGUCUGUUUAUCGGUUGCCUGAUCGGUAGCUUUCCCAAACCGUCGAUUGAUAUUAUAACUACGCCAUCAAGUAGAUGUAGCGAUCGGUGCAGCUGCAACCAGAGGACCCCGCGAGCCAACAUUCCUGUUUCUUUACGUCUACCUUUACUUUGGUCUGCAAGAUAGCGAAUGUAUUGUAUAUAUUGGUGAAAUAGUAUGUUCUUAUUUUACAUAAACACUAGAGCACAAGUCGGCGCUGCCUGCUGGUUCACCGUCCGCUUUAUAAAUUAUAACCGUGGGAUCAAUAAACAUUACUUAUGAGAGUUAUGUUAUGAACAAGGCGACCUAUGUUUUUACGACAUACCAUACUUAAAUCAUACUCGCCAACCAAUUAAGACGUAUUCAAAAACUGGAUAUUUUUCAGAUAUGCUAUCCAUUAAACGACAUUGGAAAACUACCAUACGGCAUCCAGUCUAUUAACUAUCGUUGUCAGCAUUGUCGCUUUGGUUUCAUUGUUCCUUAUUUCCGUUUUACCUCUAAACCCCUUAUUCAUUAAACUUUACAAGCCUCAAUAACACUAUAAUGAACUAGAGUAAGUAAGCUUCGCACGGGUUACACAAAUAAAUUAUUCCUAAAUCUUCCUCAAGAAUCACUUUAUUGAUGAUACUCUACUGAUUGGUAUUGGUGAAAAUCGCAUGAUAAUCCGUUGUUUAUGAGUUUAUCUAGAACAUACAUACACACAGAUGCGGCGGGGGAUUUUGUUUUAUAAGGUGUAGUGUAGUGGCGUGCCUAGAGUUUUGGAGUAGGGCAAGCCGAAAGAUAUGUUUUGGUAAUAACCUGUCCAAUCUUCACUUUUUGCACUCAAAUGUAUUUGCUAGCCAGUCGAGGCGAACUAAUCACUGCGCACUGAGGUACCUACUAUACUACUAAAUAGAAUUUUACAAACAUAUUAGCAAUUAUAAACUUAUCUUUAUCGCCCCAGAUAAAUUAUAUAAGUCGUCAUAGCCAGAAGCAUUUCAAACGUUAAUGUCGUUCGAAAAAAUAGGCAACACCAGCAAUAGAUACAUCUUAUUUGUAUGGGAUCAACUAAGAAUCCAAGGUAAAUUUGUUUUGUAACCGGUCGUUGCCCUACAUUAUUUUCUCCUAUUAUGUGACUGACUUGUCUGAGAAAUACACAAGUCAGGUGUUUUGGCGCAGAAAUGAUAUCCAGUUUUUCUACGAAGUUUAACAACUUUACCUUGCCUUCGUUGAGUAAUACGUGGACGCAUCUAAUCACACAAGGGACAACUUCAUAUAUUGUUAACGAAUUAGACACUUAAACAAUAAACAAAUAAGUCCACACUCACUGAUUCACUUAAAAUAUAUUAAACAAUAGAAUAGUAUUUCGACUAGUCAAAUAAUAAUACACUUGAAGUUGUUUAGUAAACGCGCGCUCGUGCACAAUUAUGCAGCUAACUUCACACUAAAAGCCCGGCUUAAUUCGCCCGUAUAAGAUUGCUAUACAUACCAACAAAUAGUUUUAAAUUCGUUAUAUGGCAGUUUGUAGGCUAGAGCGCCUAGAGCGGGACGAAAAAGCAAGCCCGGACGCAAGCCAACGAGUGCGAGCAGGAUAGAUCAGAGGGCCUACCGCGAAACACGUUCGAUGGGUUGCCUCCCUGUCACACUUACGUACAUAUUAUAAGUGCGACAGAGAGGCAACACGUCGAACGUGGUUCGCGGUAGGCCCUCUGGAUACAUCGUACGACUGGUUUCUUUUGCGCGGACGAGGUGCCACAGCAAUAAUUUUCAUCACGCUCGCGCCGCGGUGGCAUGAAUUCAAUAAUACGAGUUCUUUUGGCGCGCUGUUUAAAAAUAAUCUAUAUUGAUCUUAUCACUACGUAAUUUCGGUAAGGCAACUAAGGCAAGCCCGGCUUUUGGGCUUGUAUGGAAGUACCGCCACUGGUGUAGUGAUUGUACGCUGCUUAUAUCGAUACUAACUUAAUUAAGAAGUUUAACAAUAUUUUAAAUUUCAAUAAUCCACAAGGACAAUCAAUAUUCACAAUAAUUUUGUAUAUCCUAAAAACAACAUGUAGGAUACAAAUAAAAGUACUCCUCAAUUAGUUAUUUUGUUUCAUCCCUAAAGUCUCAGAAGUACAGAACUAUUAAUAUCACAAACGUUUUAAAAAUAAGUCCCAUCGACAAGUAGGUAUUUUAAAUAUUUGGGUAUUACGGCAAUUGGACCAUGUGAAUGACGGUCAUUCGGCCAUUUUAAGAUGGACAUUUUGGGGCAACUAGGAAAUAUUUUUUUAAUUUAGGAUAAAUUAUGUAAUUUUGGUACUAUGAAUCCAAAGCGCAUUAUCCUAUAUUGGUCGUGCAUAUAAUAUCUUCUCACCACUAUUGCUUGCGUUGGUUAGUUGACUUUUAAGUCUUAAUAAAUCGACAAGAAGGUCAACAUCGAAAUUACGGUUAUUUCUGUAAAAAAAUAUAUACCUAACUGCGCCAAAAUUGUUACACACAUUUUCUGGCUUUACAUUGACGAUACAAAUCUCUCGUUAGUACCUACUAAAAACAUUUCAAUCAUUUAAUACGUAAUACUUUUUACAUUUUAAAUCAAUGACUGAAUAAACACACUACGAGCACAUUGUACAGACAUAUAUCAUAAAAAAAAACCGGCCAAGAGCAUGUCGGGCCACGCUCAGUGUAGGGUUCCGUAGUUACUCUUCCGUCACAAUAAGCUAAACUGGAGCUUAAAGUAUAGUAAAUUGUUAACCAAGGGAUGAAAAGGUUCCUUUCACCCAAGUUGAACAAAUAGACAAAUUUGCAUAAUCAGUACCUCAUUAAAGUCUUUUUACUAUGAAGGGAAAACUUUUUGCGAUAACUCAAAAACAGCUAAACUGAUCAUGUCCGCUAUAGUUUUCAUUUAAUGUCUUUCUUAAGCUCUACUUCCACGAUUUUUUUCAUAUUUUUUGGACCUAUGGUUCAAAAGUUAGAGGGGGGGGGAGGGGGGGGACACACAUUUUAUUUUUCUUUCGGAGCGAUUAUCUCCAAAUAUAUUAACUUUAUCAAAAAAUGUUUCUUGAAAACCCCUAUUAGUUUUGAGACCUUUCCAACGAUACCCCACACUCUAGGGUUGAAGCGAAAAAAAAAUUUCACCCCCACUUUACGUGUAGGGGAGGUACCCUAAAUAACAUUAAAUUUUUAGAUUUUAUUGUACGACUUUGUCGGUUUUAUUGAUUUAUAUAUCCAUGCCAAAUUUCAGCUUUCUAGCACUAACGACCACGGAGCAAAGCCUCUGACAGACAGACAGACAGACAGACAGACAGACAGACAGACAGAUGGACAUGGCGAAACUAUAAGGGUUCCUAGUUGACUACGGAACCCUAAAAAGUAACGUUAAAAGUACUUAGCAUAAGAAAGCUUCAAUGAUAUGAAUGUGUAUAGCUCCAAAUCAGAAUAGAGUAGUAGAUUAGUCUAAGCUAACUUUGUAUUCACUUGUGGCUAACAGAAUAAAGUGUACGAGUGUCAUUAUAAACGUUAUAUUUUCAUACAAAAUGUCACAUUCAUGAUGACAUCGCUACACUUUGUCAUUGCAAAUGCCAUGCAGAGUUAGCUUGGUCCGACUGUACUAUGUAGCUAAUGAGUACCUAUUCACAUAAGUACAGUCAAAGAAUUAAAUGUUUGUAUAAUUUCGUACUAAUAAUAUUGUAACGUACGAAUGUGACAAGGUACGAAAUGAUACAGAAAACAAAUUCCUUGACCGUGCAUGUACCUAAUUACUGAAACAAUAGGGAAUCCGACAAAAUCAAAAUAAAUUAUUUCACAUUUACCAAUAAAAUAAGCUUUAUAGUACAGUCAGCAAAACAAUUAGCUUAGCACCCCUGCAUACAAAUAUGUGACAGCACACAGAAUGAAACUAUUUUAUUAUUAUUGGUAUUUGGUUACAUAAUAGUUAUUUACGAUACAAGUGCGAAAAAUAGGAAAUUACCUAUUUGCACAUGUAUCGUACAACAUUUUACAGUACAUAUGGCCCUUUAAUUUUUCGAUAUAGUUAUAUAAUGUGCUAAUUUACGCGCUAGUGCGGAAAAGUAGCACCAUAUGUACUGUAAAGUUACAUAAUAGAUUCAGUUUUACUAAUGGUAAGGUACACUGUGUGCAUUAAGGUCGAGGAAUGACAAACAUCAUACUGCCAGAUCGUUUUGUCAUUUCGAAAAAUUGUACAUUACUGCAGAGGCCGUGAAGUAAGGGAUUGCAGGACGAGAUUGCGGUAGAGAUCUCGUUGAGAGAUCGGUAAUGAGUCCUGCAAUCCCUGUUCCGGCCAAGGAUUGUAUAAUGCUUUUCUCAAACAAUGUAAGAAAAUAUUAUAAUUAAAAUAACUACUAAGUAAUCAAGUAAUGUAAAUUGCCGCCUUUUUUAUUUUUAAAACUUGACAUUUGAAAAAGCUAUUCGAGCACCAUGUUUAACCGCUUAUAAAUGUAGUAAGUAUGCUUACAGAGAGUGGUCGUUGGCUGUACGAGGUCUGGAAAAUCGAAGUUCGUCAAUUGCGGGCAUUUUUUUCUGUCACGCUAAUUACAUCUUAGUAAGAGUAAAAGAGAAAGAUCCCCGCAAUUUGCGAAUUUCGAUUUUCCCGGUAGGCCCCCAGAUCAAAAAAUAAGGUGAAUUGUCAAAUUUCGCGGGCUACGUACAUUCGAUUAUCGAUUUUUUCGACACUCGUCUCGAACAUAUGUUCACAGUUUUAGCUAUGUAGUACAUUUAGUUUGUUUGUAAGAGUCAUAAAAGUUAGAAGUGUUUUGCGUGUUCGGCGAUUUUCUGCUGUCGAAAAACAUGGAUCAAAGAGUUUGCAUUAAAUUUUGUCAUUGCUUGUUCGUAAUUUUUUGGCCAAAAACAACACCGUAAUCAUGCCUCAGCCACCGUAUUCCCAAGAUUGAAGAGACCCAUGAAAGGACGGCGUUUUGAGACGAUUGAAGAGAUACAAACCGAAUCGCUGAGAGAGCUCAAGAGCAUACCAAAAAGUGCACAUCAGAACUGUUUCGAGGAUUGGAAAAAACGCUGGCACAAGUGUGUUAUAUAUCUGAGGGAGACUACUUUGAAGGGGACAAAAUAGAAAUUGAUGAACAAUAAAUAUUUUUUGGGAAAAAGGAAAAUUCACCUUAUUUUUUGAACAGUUGAACAGAACUCGUAUGUAAUAUUUCCUUUGUCAGUCUAAUCUUAGUGAGCAAAUGUAAAAAGUUAGAGCAGCGGACAAUAAUGUACGUUUCAUACUAACUCCCUACAUUUCUUCUUGGCCUAGGUCAAGUAGUAAUCUAAGGAGCCAUAAAUGAGCAACUUCAUGGCUUCAUUUCGUGACAUUAACGCAUACAUUUCGGACCUAUGUUUGAGAAAAGUAUAUUGAUCCCCUAUUUUUCUUAGUUUGUGCAAGUUAGAUAGGUCCAUAGAAUAUAUUUAUACCAGUAUAACCCUAUCAACAGUUAUAAGAGAAUGAAGGUUGAAAAAAAAAACAGAUUAAGUUCGCUUAUUCAUUAAGUCAUUCAGAAACACCAAAUAGUAAUUAAGUUCUUCAGUUAAAUCCGAAAAGAAAACGACAUCUGAGCCACGUCUUUUACAGUAUUCGGAAUCUAAAGAAGCUGUAUCAUUGUCAAUUAAAAAAAGUUGAAAUAGAGUACUUCUUCGAAAUUUUAAAAUUUAUGUGUGCACCCAUUAAUACUUAUCGGUAUCAUUGCCAUCAAAGUGUAUUAAAGUCUAGCCCAAGAGAUAUUUGACUUCAAUAAAGAAUACUAGUAUGUAAUACUUCGUAACUAUACAUGAUAGUUUAUUGUCGUGUGAAGAGCUUUCUCAUCUCUUUUUUCAUUCAGGCUGUGAGUUUACUUGUGGAGUCCCGUGUCUAGACGGUCCUUAUGCGCUCGGAGCAUAAGGACCCUUUAGGCAUGGAACGUUACAUUUAUUUUAUACUUCGACCCACCCCGGCUUUGCACGGGUUAACAAAUUAUACAUCUAAACCUUCCUCAAGAACACUUUAUCAAUAGGUGAAAACUGCAUGAAAAUCCGUUCAGUAGCUUUUGAGUUUAUCGCGAACAUACAGAUAUAUAGACAGACAGACGCGGCGGGGGACUGUGCAGCCGUAUCAAAAAAAUGUUAUACAGAGAAAAUAGAGCGAGUAGAAUUUUUGUUUGUAAAAAAAACAAAUAAUCAAAUAUCUGUCUAGUACAAUUUGUAGAAAAUAGUAUCAGACAGAUAUACAUGCCUAAUGUUCAUAUUGUUCGUGACAAAUUUCAUGUUAUUUCACGUUCGUGUCACAAUUCACCUCUUAUUACAAUUCGGAUACCUUGGAAUUUUAAGUAAUAUUACAUAGAGGACGGGGAACGAAGGGUUGCAGGCCAAGUAGAUAUAGACGGCCGAGCGUAGCGAGGUCAGUUAGGGAGACGCGGCCGGCAACCCUGUUUCCCGCCGAGAUUUGUAUAGUGCUUUGCUCAAACUUGCAAUGAAAUAAUUAAAACAAAAUAGGAUGAUGAUGAUGAUUGUUUCAUGUCCUAAUGUGAUAGGUUAUUCAAUUUAAUAAUUUGGCGCUACCACGGACGCCAUUACGCUUUUUUUUUCUUUUUCUUUCUUUUGUGUGUUUUUUUGUUACCUAAAAUUUGAUUAUUUUUACGCUAAGACGCACGGUUUAGGAGAUACAUCCCUAUAAAGAUUUCUGCAUGACUGAAAAAAAUAAAACUUUUUAGGGCUGUAUCUCCUAAACCGUGCGUCGUAGCGCAAAAAUAAUGAAAUUUUUGUUCCCCUUUGAAUCCCUGAAAUAAUAUAUAACAAACACAAAAAAAAAGAAAAAAAAAGCAUACUGACAGAAUUCUGUUUAUAGGUUUUUUACGGUUGAAUGCCAAGACGUGCCAUAAUUUGACGUUUAAAAACAAAAGAAGGUUGCCUUACAGCCUUACACGCUGUAUGAAAUUCCUUUACAUAUCAUCUUCACUCAUCGCACCUGAUAUGUAGUAUUUCCGGACUUAAUUUGAAGUAAGCCAUGUCAACAUUUCAUUACAAGUUUGAGAAAAAAAUUAUUAAGAGUCCCGACGCUCUAAAGCCGACUUUCACGGGUACAGUGAGACCGUAAUAGGCUAUUAUUCACGAAAAAAAAAGAAGUGUAAUGUCACAAUAAUAUACUGCAGUGAAUGUUUCUGUAUGUGAGUUUUUGCUGGGGGCAAUGGCAGGAUAAUUGUUUGCUAAGUGAACGAAAUGCUAAUGUCUCUGUAUUACUCUUCCAUAUUAGUGCGAUGAAGAAGAGAGGCGUUUCAUUGUCAAACGAUGUCAUCCUGACUAGGCCUCCAGAUUUAAGAUCAUUGAAAGUGUAAAAGAUAUUUCACUUUAUGUUUCCGAAAUAAAUUAUCAAUCAAUUUAUCUAAAGUAAACAAGCCUAUUGUAACUUUCAAAAUUCUCAAAUUAUUUGACUUAAAAGGAUCGCUGUAAUACUGCCCCACUAUGCAUGAGAACCGUGUGAUUUAGGAAAACCAGUUUAGAUUCGAAAUUGAUUGCGCGAGUCUACAAUAUCAUUGAUGACUGAAUGAGUUUCCAUCAUUACUUAAUACUCGUACUGUUGUUUUGCGUAGUGGGGAAGUAUAGCAAAAAACCUGUAUCAAUUAUGUUUUGUCCUAUUUUAGUAUCUUUUCAUUACGUGGGGUAAGACGAAUAUAGUUUAUUUUCCUCGGGCCAGACAAACACUAUGUGGAUUCCAUACAAGCUGUUGUCUUGGGCCGGUCAUUGUGUUAUUAUUAUAAAUUUGAAAUGUGUUAGUUCUUACUAUAGGAAUUCCAACUCGUUAAUACUUUGUGCGGGCUUAUUUAUAACAAUAGUUCAUAUAUACAUAUAUGCAUAUAAAUGUUGCCCUGGCGCACGGUUCUUCAGAUAGGCCCGAAAUCUUGGUCUUUGAUAUGUUGGACUUACCGCGUGCUGUGUUCGUUCUCGUCAUACACGUUAUACGUCUUACACUCGUACAUUUAUUCGUGCAUCAACCCAAAUCGUCUCGAAACAGCCAAACUAACAUUUAGCUCGAAAACAGCCAAACUAGUUUCAUAAUAUCAUAGUGUUCAAUUAUAUGUAAUGUAAUACUGUCGUGUAUGCACGAAGCAAUUUUAGGUCGGUAGUGGUAAGGGGUUAUCGGCCCACACUGUUAGUGCAAUAAAAAAUGGUAUUAUUAAUGAAUUUAAUGAUAGUUAGAUUUUAAGCCUUUUGACUUUUCGAUUGAAUGUGUACAAUUCCAAUAGACUGUAAUAUUUCCAAUUCAUCAAAUUAUGACUUGUUAACCUUCGCGUAAUUUUGGAUAUUGUUUGGAAAUAUUAGAAUGUUACUCAUUUAUGAAUUUAUUAAUAUUAUGUUUACAUAUAUACCAUGGUCUACAUGUAUUUACAUCGAUGUAAGUGUGUGGCAUUCCUGCAAUACAAGACUCCUCUUUUAAAAGUGGAGUAUAGUUAAAAAAUAAACUAAUUAAACUUACAA
Cydia pomonella (codling moth) is the source of this 29553-nucleotide messenger RNA. RefSeq names its product FERM, ARHGEF and pleckstrin domain-containing protein 1 (gene Cdep). NCBI's taxonomy places the organism in Eukaryota, Metazoa, Arthropoda, Insecta, Lepidoptera, Tortricidae. The record is from RefSeq and is a predicted model, not a curated record. Gene Ontology annotation, cellular component: cytoskeleton. Gene Ontology annotation, molecular function: guanyl-nucleotide exchange factor activity; cytoskeletal protein binding. Bases 593 to 13558 code for a protein of 4321 amino acids. The transcript has 15 exons.